Molecule: messenger RNA, 1650 nt
Organism: Candidozyma auris
Lineage: Eukaryota; Fungi; Ascomycota; Pichiomycetes; Serinales; Metschnikowiaceae
Gene: MDR1
Product: Mdr1p
Exons: 1
Coding region: 1-1650 (549 amino acids)
Biological process (GO): xenobiotic detoxification by transmembrane export across the plasma membrane
Cellular component (GO): membrane
Molecular function (GO): xenobiotic transmembrane transporter activity; fluconazole transmembrane transporter activity
Source: RefSeq, a predicted model, not a curated record
AUGUUCCUCUAUAAAUUCGUCAGAGAGAGCUUCUUCGGCAGGUCUCUAUAUCACUUAUCUGGACGCAAAGUGUUCACAUACCCCGAGGAAUCACCCGACUAUGUGAUUCCCGCAAAGUACUUGGGCAAAGACGAAGCAGGCAUUGAAUCGGAUGUUAAGGAGAAAGCUGGCGCUUCAGACACCCCCGUUGAUCUGGACUCUUCGUCCCAGUCGACCAAGACCAACCACAUUCUUGUGGACUGGGAGGGAGAAGACGAUCCAGAAAAUCCAUACAAUUGGCCAUUGAAAUACAAGAUUAUCUUCAUUGCCCAGAUCAUGAUUUUGACUGCAUUUGUGUAUAUGGCUUCUGCCAUUUAUACCCCAGGUAUUGAGGAGAUUAUGAAAGAUAUGGGCGUGGGCCAGGUGGUGGCGACACUCCCCUUGACGCUUUUUGUGUUCGGAUACGGUAUCGGGCCCAUGGUGUUUUCGCCGCUUUCGGAAAAUGCCAGGUUUGGCAGAACGUCCAUCUACAUCAUUACCUUAUUUAUCUUCUUCAUCUUGCAGAUCCCCACGGCUCUCGUGGACAACAUCGCUGGCUUGUGUAUUUUGCGUUUCAUCGCUGGCUUCUUUGCCAGCCCUUGUUUGGCUACCGGUGGUGCUUCUGUGGGUGACGUGAUCAAUUUACCUUACAUUCCAGUGGGUAUCUCAUUCUGGUCCAUCGCUGCCGUGUGUGCUCCUUCUUCGGGCCCCUUGUUUGGUGCUAUCUUGUCUGUCAAGGCUGACUACCACUGGACCUUCUGGUUUGUGUGUAUCACUUCUGGUGCCUCCUUUGUCGUUCUUGGUUGGAUGCUUCCUGAAUCUUACUCCAAAACCAUUUUGUACAGAAAGGCUGAGAGACUCAGAGCUCUCACGGGUAACCAGGAUAUUGUCAGUGAGGGUCACCUUGAGAAUGCUAAGUUCUCCACUCAUGAGAUGCUUGUCGAGACACUCUGGCGUCCAUUUGAGGUGAUUAUCUUCGAGCCUGUGGUGUUGCUUAUAAAUAUCUACAUUGGCUUGGUGUACUCUGUAAUGUACUUGUGGUUUGAGGCUUUCCCCAUUGUGUUCGUUCAGGUCAAGGGCUUCACUCUCAUCGAGAUGGGUGUCGCUUACAUGUGUAUCUUGGUCGGUAUUUUGAUAGCUGCUGCAUUCUACAUCCCUACCAUAUACCAUCAAUUCACCAAGAAGAUGCUCAGCAACCAGGAAGUCGUUCCUGAAGUCUUCAUUCCCAUGGCUAUUGUUGGAAGUAUCAUCAUGCCUAUUGGAAUCUUCAUCUUUGGCUGGACGGCUGCUGAGGACCUCCACUGGAUUGGUCCACUUAUUGGAGCUGCAGUCUUUGCCGCUGGAGCUUUCUUGGUUUUCCAGACCUUGUUUAACUACCUCAGUAUGUCAUUCUGGAGAUAUUUGGCUUCUGUGUUUGCAGGCAAUGACUUAUUCAGAAGUAUGAUGGCGGGUGCCUUCCCACUUUUUGGCAAGCCUUUGUUCUUGAACUUGAGAACCAAUAGAUUCGCUGUUGGCUGGGGCUCGUCUCUCUUGGGCUUUAUUUGUGUGGGCAUGAUUGCAAUCCCAGUAUUAUUCUACCUCAACGGCCCUAAGUUAAGAGCUAGAUCCAAGUACGCUGGAGCAGGUGCCUAA